AUGAGACGAGAUGCUUCUUCCGAGUUGCAGGACUUCAAGGGAGGGUCGUUAUUUUUGCAAGCUGCUUCUAAAGGCGGGUUGGUUUACAGGAAGGAUCGAAAGAAUAACGUUUGCAUCACAUUGUUACAUUGUACCCGGGAUCAAGGUUCCGCUGCCAUCGCUGCAAAACAUAAUCAGUGA
Molecule: messenger RNA, 180 nt
Organism: Prunus armeniaca (apricot)
Lineage: Eukaryota; Viridiplantae; Streptophyta; Magnoliopsida; Rosales; Rosaceae
Source: the annotation of a GenBank genome assembly